AUGAGCGCCCUCGCAUCCAAGCAGCAGUCGCUCAAGAUCUUCGAGAAGUUGAAGACGAAGCCAGCGAACAAGAUAUGCUUCGACUGCGGACAGAAGAACCCUACCUGGACGUCCGUUCCCUUCGGCAUCUACCUGUGCCUCGACUGCUCCUCUAACCACCGCAACCUGGGUGUUCACAUUUCCUUUGUGCGGUCGACGAACCUCGAUCAGUGGCAAUGGGAUCAACUGCGAGUAAUGAAGGUCGGCGGUAACGAAUCCGCGACCAAGUUCUUCCAGCAGAACGGAGGCACCGCGGCAUUGAACAGCAAGGAUCCCAAGACGAAGUAUCAGUCCAACGUAGCCACCAAGUACAAGGAAGAGCUGAAGCGACGCGCCGCGCGUGACGCUCUCGAAUACCCCGAAGAAGUCGUGAUUGAAGCCGUCGAAGGAGAUGGUAGCUUCACUCCUGCCGGAGAGCCAGAUGAUGACUUCUUCUCGUCAUGGGACAAGCCAACGAUUAAGAAGCCGACACCCCCUGUAUCACGAAAUGCGACACCACCCGUCGUCGGUCGCACACCCUCUCCAUUCCUCAACGCUGGCAACAAGGACGUGCCCCGUGCGGCGUCACCUCUAUCGAAGACCGACUCCACCGAGACGAAGCCUGCCGCCAGCCGAAUCACCACAUCCGCCGCCCUGCGCAAAACGACCACGACCGGCGGUGCCAAGAAGACCAACAUUCUCGGUGCGAAGAAGGUGCAGAAGCUGGGCGUCAAGAAGGUCACCGGCGACAUCAUCGACUUCGACGAGGCAGAGAAGAAGGCCAAGGAGGAGGCUGAGCGUAUCGCUAAGCUUGGAUACGAUCCUGAAGCAGAGGAGGAGCCGGCGGCCAAGGCCAGCGCCAGUUCAUCUGCUGCCGCCAUCAUUUCCCCAACCCCCAUCAGCCCAGCACCCAGCUCUCACACACGGCAAAAGUCGAAUGCUGAGAUGGAGCGACUGGGAAUGGGUAUUGGACGGCUUGGGUUCGGUCAGAUUGGUGGUGCCAAGGCCGCUGCUUCUUCUGCUUCAGCAAAGAAGAAUGCCGGUGGCUUCGGCUCCGUGGGACCUGUGAAAGCAACUGCUGCUGACGACUCUGAAUCGUUUGCCCGCAGCAAGUUUGGCUCGCAAAAGGCCAUUUCCUCCGACGAGUACUUUGGCAAGGGCGCCUACGACCCCAAUGCUCAGGCCGAAGCCAAGACCCGACUCCAGGGCUUCGAGGGAGCCACGGCCAUCUCUUCGAACGCCUACUUUGGACGGGAGGAGGAAGAGGAGGUUGAGGAUUAUGGCGAUCUCGAGUCGGCUGCCAAGGACUUUGUGCGCAAGUUUGGCAUCACAGCUGCUGAUGAUUUGGAGAAUUUGACCAAUGUUAUUGGUGAGGGCGCCAGCAAGCUGCAGAGCGCCAUCCGGCAGUAUCUCGACAACUAG
Molecule: messenger RNA, 1440 nt
Organism: Trichoderma citrinoviride
Lineage: Eukaryota; Fungi; Ascomycota; Sordariomycetes; Hypocreales; Hypocreaceae
Product: ArfGap-domain-containing protein
Exons: 5
Coding region: 1-1440 (479 amino acids)
Biological process (GO): COPI coating of Golgi vesicle
Molecular function (GO): GTPase activator activity
Source: RefSeq, a predicted model, not a curated record